AGGUAAACGAACUUUGUGAUUGGAAUGCUCGAUUUAUCGCUCGGGAAGAUGGCGGCUCGCAUGCUGCUCAGACUGUGUGCCCGGUCUGUAUGUCGGGGCUUUACAGGGGCACGAAGUCUGAGCACCGGGGAGUCGGUGCCGCCCAGCCGGCUGUAUGACUAUGUGCGGGAAGGGUACUGCAGCCGGCCCGAGCUGGACAUGGAGAGCCUCAGCCGGGAUAUAGAGGCUGCUGAGCGGGAACUGGCGGAGAGGAGACCGGGCAGACCUCAGGAGGGAGAGCUGCGGGCUCUGGUGAACGUCUGGGAACAACUAAAGGCUUUAAGACAAGACAUCUGCAGCCUCGAGGAGGAGAAAUCACUAGUGGCCAAUGAAGUCAAGGAAAUGACGCUAUCACACGAUCGGAAGGAGCUGCAGUCUAUCCCCAGGUACCUGACAAUCAGAAACCGAGGUAAGGAGAUCCGUCAGCAGCUGAACGCUCUCUACCGACAGGAGGACCAUCUGGAGGAGACUUUCUACAUCCGAGCACUUAAAUUGCCUAAUAGAACCUAUCCGGGAACUCCUAUCGGGGACGAAAGCAAGGCUCGGGUCCUGGAGGUCAUUGGAGAGAAACCAGAGUUUGAUUUUAAUGUUCGGGGUCACCUGGAGAUCGGGGAAGACCUGGAUAUCAUCAGGCAGAGACGUCUUUCUCACAUCUCUGGGAACCGCUGUUACUACCUACGUGGAGCUGGUGCCAUGUUGCAGCACGCGCUGGUGAACUUCUCAAUUACUAAACUUGUUAAAAAGGGAUUCAUUCCACUGUCUGUGCCGGACAUGCUGAGAGGAGCGGUAUUUGAAGGUUGUGGCAUGCAGCCAACCGCCCACAGCUCGCAGGUCUACAGCCUGGAUCCAUCUGCCCACCCGGACCUGCAUCUAGCCGGGACCUCAGAGGUUGGAGUCGCAGGGUAUUUUAUGGAUCAUGCUGCACAACUAACAGAUCUCCCCAUUAGGACUGUUUGCUGCAGCACGUGUUACCGAGCAGAGACAGAUACCGGACGGGAAACGUGGGGUCUUUACAGAGUUCACCAUUUUACCAAGGUGGAGAUGUUUGGAGUCACCGCCAACGAGACUGGACGUGAGAGCCAGGAGCUGCUGGAUGAGUUUAUGAACCUGCAAAAAGAGAUCUUCUCAGAUCUGGGAUUACACUUCCAUGUUUUAGAAAUGCCAAGUGAGGAACUCGGGCUCCCCGCCUACAGGAAAUGUGACAUAGAGGCCUGGAUGCCAGGGCGAGGGAAAUAUGGAGAGAUUUCCAGUGCAUCAAACUGCACCGAUUUCCAGAGUCGGAGGCUGAACAUCAUGUAUGAGAGACCUAAUGGAGAGCUGCGGCAUGCCCACACGAUCAAUGGCACUGCUUGUGCUGUCCCCCGAUUAAUCAUUGCCAUUCUGGAAUCCAACCAGUUAAAGGAUGGCAGAGUGCGUAUCCCUGAGGUCUUACAACCAUUCAUGGGCUCUGACGUCAUACAAAAACCACCGUACGCUCCGCAGAAAUACAUCGGACCAAACCAAAAAAAGAAACCCAACAAGAUGCUGUGACCUUGUGUCUGGACGGAGAAGACUGAGCGGGGAUGGAUAAUGGACUCUGAGAACCUGCCCCAGCUCCAUGUUACAUGUUGUAAAUACAAUUCAAUAAAUUAUGUAUCUUUACAAAUCA
Hyla sarda is the source of this 1687-nucleotide messenger RNA. RefSeq names its product seryl-tRNA synthetase 2, mitochondrial (gene SARS2). Gene Ontology annotation, biological process: mitochondrial seryl-tRNA aminoacylation. Gene Ontology annotation, cellular component: mitochondrion. The record is from RefSeq and is a predicted model, not a curated record. Gene Ontology annotation, molecular function: serine-tRNA ligase activity; tRNA binding; ATP binding. Lineage: Eukaryota; Metazoa; Chordata; Amphibia; Anura; Hylidae. The coding region runs from base 25 to 1569 and encodes 514 amino acids. The transcript is spliced from 16 exons.